UUCUUGGUUUUUUUGUUUACAUUUUUCAUCCAAAGCUUGAAUCUUUUUGAAGCAAUGUUAGCAAUGAAUAAGAGAUUUUCAAGUGUGAGUUUAGUCACUAUUGUGCUUGUUCUUAUUGCAGUUCAAGUCAAUGGUUUCUUCCCCUUUGAUUACGAAUCUGAAUUUGCUCAAAAUUUCGAUGAAAGUUCAUUGCUUUCAGAAUCUCAAGUUUAUGAGCCCCAAUCCCAUUACUUUCACAAGGUAAAUCCUGAAGAAACAUCUUUGCUUUCUCAAUCUGAUCUUCCUCAUUAUUCAUUCGAAACUCAAAAUUUUGAAUCCACCAAUCUACCUUUCGAAACUCAACAAUUCCCUUUUGAAAUAAAUCCAAACCAUAGAAUCAAAUCACCGGCACCAUCACCACUAGAAGUGUCGUCACCAGCACCGUCACCCGUAGAAGUGCCAUCACCUGCACUGUCGCCUGUAGAAGCUCCACAUCCUCCAAAACCGAAUCCAGACAACACUUGUAAAUUGAAGUGUUCGACGAAAUGUCUAAAACAAGAUAUUCCAAUUCUUCACAACUUAUGCAACAAAGUUUGCAAGUUAAGAUGCUUAUACCAUUAUGCAGAUCUCAUCUACACUUGUACCGAUCGUUGUGCAGAAUCCAUGCCCAAUAACUUCAAAUCUGAUAAGAAGAAAGAAGCUGCAUAUGUGAAAUACUGCUACAAAAAGUGCAUCAAGAAUUUCUAAUCUUUUUCUUUUUAAUUAUGUUUUAGAUUGAAUUUCUAAUUUUAUAAAUUGUGUUCAUUAAUAAAUAAAUUCCCUUA
This is a messenger RNA of Gossypium arboreum, 803 nucleotides long. RefSeq lists its product as uncharacterized. NCBI's taxonomy places the organism in Eukaryota, Viridiplantae, Streptophyta, Magnoliopsida, Malvales, Malvaceae. The coding region runs from base 55 to 726 and encodes 223 amino acids. The record is from RefSeq and is a predicted model, not a curated record. The transcript is spliced from 2 exons.